AUGGACGUUGGGGAGAAGGUUGGUGUGGCCUCGGAUAGAGCAGCGUUAUCGGCGGCUUUGCUGCUUGUAAACGGGGCUAGAAAGUGUCCGAUAGCCGCGGGCUACUCAAAUACAGAGUUUGCACAGAAACACAGUUUAAGUCCGGCACCUUCUCCUCCUCAGCUCCUCCACCUCGGGCGGGACUAUGCCAGAGACCGCCUCAGAGCGGUGUUUGCCAAAAACAAGUUGGUCCAGGACCCAGAGCAGAUCAAGGCGCUGAUUGCUCGGGGGAAGUACGUGGCCAGAGAGCUGGAGGCGCUCUACUACCUAAGGAAGUACAGAGCCAUGAAGAAACGCUACUACGAGGAGUGAAACGGCUGCAGAGUCUCAGGAA
Messenger RNA from Monopterus albus (swamp eel), 373 nucleotides. It is a transcript of the gene lyrm5b, whose product is annotated as LYR motif containing 5b. NCBI's taxonomy places the organism in Eukaryota, Metazoa, Chordata, Actinopteri, Synbranchiformes, Synbranchidae. Gene Ontology annotation, cellular component: mitochondrion. The transcript has 2 exons. Gene Ontology annotation, biological process: respiratory electron transport chain. Bases 1 to 351 code for a protein of 116 amino acids. The record is from RefSeq and is a predicted model, not a curated record.